AUGAGCGCUGGCAACAUCUUCGUGACUGGAGGAGUGGGGUUUAUCGGCAGCCACACGGUGCUGGUGCUGCUGGAGCACGACUUCCGUGUGGUCAUUUUGGACAACCUGGACAACAGCUUUCAAAAGGCCUACGACCGCAUGGUGGAGCUGGCUGGCGACAAGGCGGGCAAUAUGAAGUUCAUCCAGGGCGACCUGCGGCACAUGGAGGACCUGGAGAAAGUGUUUGAGGCGGACAAGUUUGAGUGCGUGAUCCACUUUGCGGGGCGCAAGUACGUGAACGAGAGCGUGGAGAACCCGCUGCGCUACUACGACCACAACGUGCUGGGCACGAUCAACCUGUGCAAGGCCAUGAACAAGUAUGGCUGCAAGAACAUCGUCUUCUCCUCCUCCUGCACCGUGUACGGCAACCCGCAGUACGUGCCCAUCGACGAGGCGCACCCGCUCAAGGCUGUGAGCCCCUACGGCAACACCAAGCUGAUCAUCGAGGACAUCCUGCGGGAUGUGUCGGCCUCUGACCCCGAGUGGCGCAUCAUCCUGCUGCGCUACUUCAACCCCGUGGGCGCGCACCCCUCGGGCAAGAUUGGGGAGCACCAGGUGAUGCUGAACAACCUGAUGCCCUGGGUGCAGAACGUGGCGCUGGGCCACCGCCCCGUGCUGAAUGUGUAUGGCACCGACUACGACACGCGGGAUGGCACCUGUGUGCGCGACUACAUCCACGUGCAGGACCUGGGCGAGGGCCACGUGGCGGCUGUGAAGAAGGUGCUGGGCACACCCGACAUCCGCUGCGUGCCGUACAACCUUGGCACCGGCACCGGCACCACGGUGCUGGAGAUGGUGCACGCGUUUGAGGAGGCCAGCGGCCUCAAGGUGCCGGUCAACCUCACGGGGCGGCGGCCGGGCGACGCCAAGGCGGUGUGGGCGGCCACCGAGACGGCGGAGCGGGAGCUGGGGUGGCGGGUCAAGCUGACGGUGAAGGAUAUGUGCCGCGACCAGUGGGCCUGGGCCUCGCAGAACCCGGCGGGCUACCUGACGGGGGCCAGCGAGGAGGAGCUCAAGAUUGCCAAGGAGAAGGGACUGCUCUAGGGCGGGGAGGCGGCCGGCUGGCGGCCACACGCUGAACGUCCCACGCCGGCGCCUGCUUUCUUGCAUGCGCUUCUCUCUCCCCUGCCUCAUUCUUUCUUCCUCAGCACUGUGACCUCUCCUCCCCGUGCAUGCAACCCCAUUGGGCGCCUGCUUUUUGCAACACGACACAUG
Molecule: messenger RNA, 1254 nt
Organism: Chlorella variabilis
Lineage: Eukaryota; Viridiplantae; Chlorophyta; Trebouxiophyceae; Chlorellales; Chlorellaceae
Exons: 7
Coding region: 1-1083 (360 amino acids)
Biological process (GO): rRNA processing; galactose metabolic process
Cellular component (GO): cytosol
Molecular function (GO): RNA binding; UDP-glucose 4-epimerase activity
Source: RefSeq, a predicted model, not a curated record